Linum trigynum is the source of this 2514-nucleotide messenger RNA. The record is from the annotation of a GenBank genome assembly. NCBI's taxonomy places the organism in Eukaryota, Viridiplantae, Streptophyta, Magnoliopsida, Malpighiales, Linaceae.
AUGGCUGAACGGCUGGCUAGUAUGCUUCCUCACAUUGUUUCGGAAGGCCAAAAUGGGUUUAUCAAAGACCGGCAGAUUAUUGAUAACAUCCUUAUAGGACAUGAACUAAUGCAUUAUCUGAAGAUAAAAAAGCAAGGGAAGAAGGGGUACAUGGCUCUGAAGGUUAACAUGGAAAAGGUCUAUGAUAGAGUCGAAUGGCCCUUCCUGCUUGCAGUUUUGGAUAAGAUGGGUUUUAGUUCAGUCUGGCGGGGUUGGAUACAUGAAUGCCUCCGUUCAUCAUCUUUUUCGGUCCUGAUGAAUGGUACACCUUCGGGGUAUUUCUCUGCCUCUAGGGGCCUUCGUCAGGGGGACCCGCUCUCUCCGCUCUUGUUUGUGCUCUUCACAGAGGGAUUUGCAGCCCUCCUCCGAAAGGCAAUCACGGAGAAAAAAUUAGAGGGAGUGAAAGUAGCCCCCUGUGCUCCACGGGUCUCGCACUUGUUCUUUGUGGAUGAUUCUUAUUUAUUUUUGCGAGGCUCGCUUCAGGAGUGUGAGAAUCUAAUUACGGUGCUGAAUGAAUAUGAGGAACUGAGUGGUCAACGCGUUAAUUUGGAGAAAUCAGCGGUGUGCUUUAGUAAGAAUAUAUCCGUACCAGACCAGGAGUUCUUGGCUGCGAUUCUAGGUGUUGGUGCGGUGGGGAUCCAUGAUAAAUAUCUGGGCCUUCCAACGCUGGUUGCUCGAUCCAAAAUGGCUACUUUCAGAUAUUUGGAGGACAAGCUCCUAGAGAGACUUCAGGGGUGGAAGCAAAGGACUUUAUCGUGGGCGGCUAAGGAAACUUUGAUUAAAUCCAUAGCAUUGGCGCUUCCCCUUCAUGUCAUGUCUUGUUUCCGGCUACCCUUGGCGCUUUGUCGCCUGUUAGAUAAGAAUGUGGUCCGUUUUUGGUGGGGUGCGGAGGAUGGUACUCCCAAGAUUAGAUGGGUGUCCUGGCGUAAUAUGUGCAGGAGUAAGCAUGAUGGGGGGAUGGGAUUUCGUCAGUUUGAGCAUUUCAACCAAGCUCUUUUGGCUAAGAUAGGCUGGCGUAUUCUCAAUGAACCCGAUUCUCUCAUUGCCCAGAUCUAUAAGGGCAAGUAUUUCCCGCAAGGGUCUUUUCUGACCGCGACUGCUAGGUCUCGUCCCUCUUGGGGGUGGCAAAGUAUCCUGCAUGGGCGCCAGUUGAUGGAGAGAGGGUUAAGAUGGCAGGUCGGUAAUGGCCAAUCGAUCUCCCUCCUUCAUUCCAGCUGGAUUCCAAAGUGCCAAUUGGAUCCCCCUUGCUAUAAUCCACGGAUCUUGCCGGAAGGGGAUGAUCCCUUAGUUGCGGAGGUUAUUGGUGAGGGGGGAGGGAGCUGGUCUGAUGAAAAGCUUAGUCAAUGGUUUGAUCCACCCACCUGUAAGGCUAUUAAAACUAUUCCUCUCCCGCGUUGGGAUGUCCCUGACAAGCUUAUUUGGCAUUUUACGACCGAUGGGGUCUUCUCUGUUAAAUCAGCUUACCAUUUGGCGGUUGAUUUGGAUAGAAGGAGGGGUGGGUGGCGAUCCUCGGCUACCUGGAUGGAUAAACCAAGUUGGAUUCGAGUUUGGGAGGCGAAGAUCCCUCCGAAGUUGAAGGUUUUUGUUUGGAAAAUUCUGAAUCGGGCUCUGCCGACUAUGGAGGCGCUCUUUGAGAAGAAGGUUCAGGUGCUUUCUCGGUGUCCGGUUUGUUGGGAUGGCCCGGAAACGAUGGAACACCUAUUUCUCUACUGUCCGGUUGCGCGAGCUCUCUGGAAUUAUUCAGGACUGGAAUACUUGGGGGAGGGUUUGCCUCGGCAUACUUUUCCUUUGUUUUUUAAACGUCUUUUGGGCUUGAUUAGUCAGCCGUCACUGGUGAUGGCGGUGGUUGCCGUCCUUUGGAGGAUCUGGCGGUCCCGGAAUUGGGUUGUUUUUGAAGGCAAACAAUUUGCGAUCCCGGUACUCAUGCGCCAGUUUAACCAGCAGUAUGAGGAAUGGGUGAUUUUACCAGUGGACCAAGCGUCUAGGGAUCCCAUCCCGAGAACUCAAUUUGCCGCACAAGGGACUGAGCCCCAUUUGGUUUGCAUGUGGGACGGAGCUACUAAGGGUGGGUCACAUUCGGCGGGUGGGAUGGUUCUUUUAGACCCUGCACGAACGCUCCUUAUGGCUAGAGGGGUACAGUUUUCUCAUUUGGAUGACCCUGGCAUGGUGGAAUUACUUGUCCUUAGGGAUGCUAUUAUUUGGUGUAUGGAGCAGGGUUUGUCGGAGGUUCGGUUUGAGGGUGAUGCAAAGGUGAUUAUUGACAAAAUUAAUCAAGCCGACACAAGGGAUAGCCGGUUGGGUGCUGUUCUGGAAGAGAUUGUUCUUUAUUUUCGUGCUCAACCGGGUUUUAGUGUGCGUUUUGUAGGUCGGGAGAACAAUAGGGUAGCUCAUUUGGUAGCUAGGAAAGGCCUCUCUUUGUAUCCGACUAUGAGUCGCUUUUUUGAUUUCCAGACCUGGCUGGUUUCCAGGAUGUAA